AUGAAAAGUUUUCAGCUAAUAAUCUUAUAUUCGUUAAUCGCUUUAAUUGCGAGUGAUUUUGGCGACGAUUUAAGUUCAAGUGAAGAAAGAGAAUUACUUUGUUCAUUUAGUGUCACGAAGCACAGCAUUAAUCCUAAAAUGGAAGUUUUCCUUGCCAAUCUUAGUGAUAAUGAAUUUAAAGAAUUGAAAUUAACGACAAACCGAAGAAGUUUUCGUGGAAUUUGUAGACGAAUUCAACAGAAGUUAGUUGGCUUUCAAACGAAGAUUUAUAAGGAAUUAAUUCCAUGUUUACGAAACGAAACAAUACCUGAAUACGAAUCUUAUAUAAAGAUAACACAAAAGGUCUCAGGAUUUAUUUGUAAGCUCGAUGAACGUCGUUUAGAGAUUCUGACAAAUAUUGCCAAUUAUGAAGCCGUUUUAUCGGCUGGCGAAAAGCUGCUUAACUGUGCAAGAAAUUCCACAAGCAAUGAAUUCAAUUUCUCGUCUGAUUUUUGUUCUAUAAACGAAGAAGAUCUUUAUGAAUGUUCAUUAAACAUUCUAGGUGCUGAUAACACAAAGCCACGAACUUUGCUCAAAAUGCUUUGGAAGCUCCUUUCUUCUCUUAUCAAUUGCGGGAAUUCCUCAACAAUCACUUCGACGAAAAAAAUUAAUGCAAAUUACGUCUCGGGAUAUAUUAAUCGUUUGCUACUUCCAAUCAUUCAAGAUGUUUUUCGUGAUAACAUCAACCAAAUUGUCAAUAUCAGACAUGAAUAA
Messenger RNA from Clunio marinus, 753 nucleotides. NCBI's taxonomy places the organism in Eukaryota, Metazoa, Arthropoda, Insecta, Diptera, Chironomidae. The record is from the annotation of a GenBank genome assembly.